This is a messenger RNA of Anarrhichthys ocellatus (wolf-eel), 3713 nucleotides long. RefSeq names its product tocopherol (alpha) transfer protein (gene ttpa). Gene Ontology annotation, molecular function: lipid transfer activity; vitamin E binding; phosphatidylinositol bisphosphate binding. NCBI's taxonomy places the organism in Eukaryota, Metazoa, Chordata, Actinopteri, Perciformes, Anarhichadidae. Gene Ontology annotation, cellular component: late endosome; membrane. The coding region runs from base 186 to 1073 and encodes 295 amino acids. Gene Ontology annotation, biological process: vitamin E metabolic process; vitamin transport. The record is from RefSeq and is a predicted model, not a curated record. The transcript has 5 exons.
AGAAGUGUGAUAGAUGUCAUGUGUAUGAACAACGUAACAUUUAUGUCCCCACUAGACUGGUAAAACACGCCCACACACACACACACUCCGCCCUCCCCUCUCUCAUUUGCGGUCCGUCUCUUUCCUCACUCCCUCCAGCAGCAGCAGCCCGCUGGCAGUGAAAUGUAGCCGGACCUUUGUGCGACAUGAACGGGGCUCAGCUCAGUGAAUUCCCGGACGACUCGGAGCUGCUCGGGCCGUAUGUGAGCGGCCUGAGGCGGAGAGCGCUGCUGGCCGGGGAGCUGUCCGCUGUCAGGACGUUCUCCGAAGGCUUUCUCCUCAAGUUCCUGCGGGCCAGAGACUUCGACGAGGAGCUCUCUCUGAAGCUGUUACUGAACUACCAGCGGUGGCGGAGGGAGAGUCCUGAGAUCAGCACCUGCCUGUCUCCCUCCUCGGUGAUUGGCCUCCUCAACACGACGUACCAUGCCGUCCUCCCGCAGCGGGACCACACUGGCAGCAGGGUGCUCAUCUACAGAAUCGGGCAGUGGAACCCAAAAGACUGGACGGCCUUCCAGGUGUUCAGAGUCAGCCUGAUAACAUCAGAGAUCAUCUCCACUGAGACGGAGACACAGAGACGGGGUCUGAAGGUCAUAUUUGACCUGCAGGGAUGGAGUUUAGGCCAUGCCCUGCAGGUUAACCCUUCCCUCGCCAGAAAGAUAUCCUCUGUACUUGCGGACUCCUUUCCACUGAAAGUCAGAGGAAUCCAUCUGGUUAACGAGCCAUUGUUCUUCCGACCUGUGUUCGCCAUGAUUCGUCCCUUCCUGCCAGAUAAGAUCAAACAGAGGAUCCAUAUGCACGGUGCUAAUUUCCACGACACUUUAAACGACUUCUUCUCACCACCUGUCCUACCUCCAGAAUACGGUGGGGAGGGGCCUAGCAUAGAGGGGGCCUGUCAGGAGUGGACCAAUCAGCUGCUUCAGUCAGAGACACUCUUGCAGCAGAUUGCCACUCACCCAACAGGUGACAUCACUAUUCAUCCUGAGGAGGCCUUGAUUUCGGAGGAACGGGAGACUGAGCAACUCUUAGAGGGAUGAUGUCUCAGACCACACAUGCUGUAUUUAGACUUUGGAUUUAUAACAACCUAACACUCUCUGGCAGCCAUUUUUGAGGCCUUCGCUCAUAAAUACUCACUGUGCAAGAUGUUGGCUGCAUCAAGACAGCUGUCUGUGCAAUUUUUAACAUUUCAGCACUGGUCCAUCUGAUAGCUAGUGUGUGCGUCAUGUUUGCUUGUUAGCUGUCUUCCCUGUUACAUUGCUCAUUGAAAUCUGACCAAAGUGAGACAUUUGUUGUUGUCUAAGUCUAAUUGAAAUGUACAUCUUUGCUUUCUAUCCAAGAGUGGCAUGAAGAAGUCGAUGUCCAUUUCAAGUCUGUGUUUUAAGUACUGACUUUAAAUAAGGAUGUUAGCUCAGCUUAGGUUUAUAGAAGGAAACAGCUAGCUUGGCUCUGUAAGUAAAAAAGAAAAGACCUCGUAAGCGUACUAAUUGUCUUGUAGUGUUAUUUGUCAAGAAAUUACAAAUACAAAUAACAAUAUUUGGGCCUAAAAUUACAAAUUGUUGUUUUUACAUUUCUCUUAACUUCCAUGUGGAACAAACCGGCUCGACUGUGUAAACAAGAGAAUAUUUUCUACCUUGGAAAGAGCCAAGCUAUUGGUUUCUGAACUUAAAGCACAAGCAUGGAGGUGAUAUCAAUCUGCGUAUAAAGCAUUUCUUUAUUUAAAUCGAACUAGUAUCUGCUUAUUGCUCAGUGUUUACAGUUGGUUCAGCUUAAUUUAGCCAACUUUUCUCAAGUUACUGGGACUAAAACUAAGGGUUCCAAAGUCAAAUGUCACGUCCACUUGCAAAGAAACUUUUGUCAGCUCUUUUACUCUUACAGGAAUGUUGCUAUGUUACUGUAUACAAAGAAGAUAAUUUUUUAUAGCUAGACAUUAAUACCCAGCAGUCACUUGUCCAGUGGACCUCAGGGAUGGAAUGCUUUUAGGAGAUUUGUGUAGCAGCUGAAGGGCACAACCUUCAACCAGAGGCCCAAGCGACAAGAACCAAGAAACAAACGGUCAUCUUGCUGUAAAAUCCUGUGAACUCAAUCUAAGCACCACUGUGACAGUUUAAUGCUUUGAAAAAAUACCUUGAGGCCAAAUAGUUUCCACCACAGUGUGUUUUCAUGGACGGGAACGCUGCAGAGAGCAUGAACCCUGACUUCCCUCCAACUCAUCACUCCAUCCACACAGUUAUCUUAUCAGCCAGCCGAACCAAUCCAUCCAGCAUUCUCUUUGUUAAAGUGUAACUCCACCCCAGGUCGGAGCCCAAGUCCACCCACUGCAUCAUUGAGAGAGAAAAAAAAAGGGCAAGGGCCUGAGAGAUGAAACCACGCCCACUUGUGUAUGACUAAAAUCUUGAUGAAGUGUCAACAAAUAUGACAGCUACAGUAGUACAGUAGCUUGGAAAAUAGCAAUGGGAGCGCUGGGAGACUAUUUCGCCAGGAGGAGAGAGGAAGCCAGCUCUGGAGACGGAGCAUUGUGGUUGUGGAAACUUGAAUUCAGCCUGCUCGAACCCUAGCGCCUCUGGGUGUCUUUGGAGCAGCCGUCCACUCUCCUCCUGGCGAAGUAGUCUAUCAGCGGGGAGCAGAGACCCGGCACUGCCACUGGCCACCAGCCCGCUCUUCCACUCAUUUUCUGUAACCAGUGUAGCAUGAAAACAAGGUGGACUUAGCAAGCUAACUAGCCAGCCGCUAAAUGAGUAACAUUUAACAUCUUAAUGCUUCAUCUACACACAUUUGUAGGAAAGCAUAUUUCUAUCCCCAGAUAAUCUGCCAUUAAACAAUGAUUCAACAGACAGCGGCAUUUCUUGUACACAGAAGGAGAGAACAGGCAUGUGCUGUGAUUGUAACGCUGCACAGCUGGCCCUAACAGGCGUGUUUAGCCAUUUUCAACCAUAGAAUGCUGAUUUCUUUAAAGUUGGUAAGACAUUUUAAUAAUACCAACAGCAUUGAUGUGUUUCAUCAUAGUACAGUCAUAUCAUUGAGCUAAUUGAUUCAAAAACACAUUUAUCUGUGAAGUACAUCUUUAUUGACUUAACUGUUUAAACGUUUGCUUUCUUUUCAUUUAUGAUAAGGAACCUUUGACUAUGUUAGGACCAUUAUUUUCAGAAGAUCCCAGGUGUUGUGAAAUUUUUUCUGAAAUUGUUCACAAUGAGUUUAUAAUUAUUUGUAUUAAUUGUUGCCAAACCUACAAUAGGUUCAUAAUAACAGAAUGUUUAUUUAUUUGCGUUGCUAUUUUCAGAAAAGAGAAUGAAUGUAUAUCUUAGGUGCUUUGGUCUUUCUGAGCACAUACAACUGUAUUGACUUUAAAGUUACAUAAGAAAAAGCAAACACAAAAGCUCAAGUUUUAAUGUUGGUAACACAUUUUUAAGUGUUAAAUAAUUUGGUGUAUACAAUAUGAUUUAAAGUUAUUUUUUAAACUUGAAAGAUCUUCUGACUAUUUGAAGCACCCGUGUUGUUGUGUCCUCUUCCCAGAUAUGAGAUAUACUAAAUCUGACCUGUUCAAAAUUUGAAAAUAACUUACAGAGUCUUUUUAAAUAUGUAGAUCUUAUCAUGCUGUACUUUACAUAAAAUGUAAUCAUUUUCCAUUGUGUAGCAAAUUUCAACAAGUGAGUGCAGAUAUAAAUAUACAAUGAGCUGCA